Messenger RNA from Hibiscus syriacus, 596 nucleotides. Its product is annotated as zinc-finger homeodomain protein 9-like. Gene Ontology annotation, cellular component: nucleus. Gene Ontology annotation, molecular function: transcription cis-regulatory region binding; DNA-binding transcription factor activity. Gene Ontology annotation, biological process: regulation of DNA-templated transcription; regulation of developmental process. The coding region runs from base 15 to 527 and encodes 170 amino acids. The transcript has a single exon. The record is from RefSeq and is a predicted model, not a curated record. NCBI's taxonomy places the organism in Eukaryota, Viridiplantae, Streptophyta, Magnoliopsida, Malvales, Malvaceae.
AGAGGAGGGGAGAGAUGGAGAAAGAGUACCCAAAUGAUGUUUACAAGGAGUGCUUGAGAAACCAUGCAGCCAGCCUUGGCAGCUACGCCACCGACGGCUGUGGGGAGUUCACCCUCGACGACACCUCUCUCUCAACCCUACAAUGCUCCGCAUGCGGUUGCCAUCGCAACUUCCACCGCAAAGUCACCUACUGCAGCAGCACCAGCGUAGACCGGAUCGAUUGCGGGGACGACGGCGGCAGCCGAGGAAGACGUCCAAUGGUGGCGGAGUACUCGACUGAGGGGAGAAAAAGAGGCGUAAAGAAGCGGUUCCGGACAAAAUUCACGGCGGAGCAGAAGGAGAAGAUGUUGGGAUUCGCAGAGAAACUAGGGUGGAAACUGCAAAGGAGAGAGGAGGAAGACGAAGUGGAGAAAUUUUGUAGAGGGAUUGGGGUGAGUAGGCAAGUGUUCAAGGUGUGGAUGCAUAACCAUAAGAACUCUUCGGCUGCUUCGUCUACCUGCAAUGUAUCAUCUCUUACAACUCCAUAGAUCUGAUACUCCAUUUUCUCUUUGUUUUUGUGAGUUCUCUUUCAUUCAUGUUUGGUUUCCUAGAAAUUA